AUAAUACCUUUUAAGUGAAUCCAGCAACAGCAGAGGGGGAGAAACAUCUUUCCAGCUAUGUUGAAGGGUCCAGUAUUGGCUGCAUGGCUGGUGUAUUUGCUGUGUCAUGGUCAUCCUGUGAAAUCCAAGGUGAUCUGUGGCGAGUCUGAAAUGACAGUAUGGUUUGAGAAGUACCCUGGAGUCAAAGAGGAGGAUUUGCGGCUCAAUGACCCCACCAACACCGCCUGCAAAGUCGGUGCCAACCGCGAUUUCGUGUUUGCUGUCGUCCCCCUCAGCGGUUGUGGCACACAGAUUGAGGAAAAUGGUGAAAACCUAACUUUCAAGAAUGAAAUCACCAACAACAAACCUGAUGUGGUGAUCACCAGGAAAUGUAUGCUGGAGCUGAAGUUCGAAUGCAAGUACCCCAAACAUGGAAAGGUCAAACAGAGCUACAGUGGCCACAGGGAGAAUGUCACAGUGUCGGAGAAAGACCUCGGCACGUUCACCUACCAAUUUGAAUUCUAUCCUAACAAAAAUUAUCGAACCCCGAAAAAAUCUAAAUUAUACCCUCUGAAGUGUGACUAUAAGCAAAGGAUUUACAUGCAGAUAGAGGUCACCUCCUCCGUCAAUGACACCGAGCUGUUCGUGGAGUCCUGCGGAGCGGCACCAUAUGACAACCCAAAUUACCUGCCGACCUACCCCAUCAUUGACAAUGGAUGUAAUGUGGACCCCACUGUUGAAAUCCAUUCCCCUGCCCACCAGAGACAGUUCCGGUUCAGCAUGGAGGCCUUCAGGUUCAUCGGCUCGGAUGAGCAGGUGUACAUCAGCUGUUCAGUCAUGAUGUGUAAAAUGGGGAGCCCCAACACCAGGUGCUCCCAGGGAUGCGUCAAAUCCAGAUCACAACGAGAUGAUCGGCAACAUCACCCCACAAAGAGAGAGGCUGUUGCUCAGAGUUCAAGGCACUUCAUUUCUCAGGGUCCCCUAAUCGUUGUGGGAUCGGCAGAGAGCACCGGAAGCCCAGUGAUCAACCUGAACCUGAACCUGGUUUUUAUCGCUGGAGGUCUCCUUGCAGCAGUUGGCCUGAUCAGUGCCGGGGUCAUCUACACAGCCAAAAUAUCAAGGGUCAAAUAUCAGCCUUUUGAAAGUUAAGACAGUGGCGUUCAGGGCUUUAAAUUAACCUGUUUGAUCACAAGCCAUUUUUAAAGUUACCAGCCAAUCAGAUUUUCCACUAGCAGCA
Etheostoma cragini (Arkansas darter) is the source of this 1216-nucleotide messenger RNA. RefSeq names its product oncoprotein-induced transcript 3 protein-like. The coding region runs from base 58 to 1128 and encodes 356 amino acids. The transcript has 6 exons. Lineage: Eukaryota; Metazoa; Chordata; Actinopteri; Perciformes; Percidae. The record is from RefSeq and is a predicted model, not a curated record.